CCACAGCCCAUUUCCGGGAGCAGCUCAGAGCGCAGAAAGGGGGGAGUGGGUGCUGGGGUACGGUUGCCAUGGUAGUGGGGUUGUGCGGGGAGUUCCGAUCCAGGCCCAGGUGUGUGCAGAGGCCUGAGGCAGGUAUAGAGAAGAAAGGGUCUGGGGUCGUGGGGGCAGACCCAGACAGGCCAGGGGGCACACGGGCUGGUCCAGGCGACAGGCAUGCCAGGUGAAGGGUUCGGCUUCUGCCAAGGCCUGGGCCCAGGCUGGAGGGCCACCCACGAGCCCAAGACUGCCUCUUGGCACAUUGUGAGGGAGUGCCCCGGCAUCAUUGUGACCCGCUUGCCCCCAGGAGCCCCUGGGGCAGGCAUGCAGGCUGGUGGCUACUGUGGGCACAGUGGGCUGGGGGCCUAGGGGCCCCGGUGGCCCUAGGGACCCCCAUGGCCAUGGCUGAGCGGCCACGGCCCGGGUGGGCGUCGUAUCACAGCUCCAACAGCAACAACUGUCAGGACCUGGGCAACUCCAUCCUGUUGCUACUGGGUCUCGUCAUCUGCAUUAACAUUAGCAUCAACAUGGUGACGCUGCUCUGGCGAAGACUCCGUGGCUUCUUACACCAAGUGUUCCAUAUUGUUUAUGAGAAAGAAGCUUCUAAGCCAUCCUCCCCAGGGAAGCCGCCCCAGCCUCCGAAGCAGAGCGCCCCUGCAGUCCACCUCCGAUGUACCAUGGACCCUGUGAAAAUGACCGUGACCCCCCCGCCCAGUCGCCGCCACCGCCACCGCCGCUCUUCAGGCCGCCGUACCCACCGCCCGGCAGCCUGGGUCCCCGACACGGACGACGAGGAGAAGCCCCCACACCAGCACCCAGCAGUCUGCUCCCACCACUGGGAUCAGCCCGCAGACUGGCAGGGCUUUCAGUCCACGCAGGGGUUCUGGGCUCCCUGGCCCCAGGAUGCCGCGGAGCCCCCUCCCCAGACCAUUCGCUUCCAGCAGGCCGUGGAAGGCGGGCCACUCAAAGCGGAGAUGCGCUCAGAGCUAGGCCUUGAGGCGUACGUGUACCCGGUGAACCCCCCGCCCCCCAGCCCACAGGCCCUGAGCCACAGGAACAGCGGGGUGGGGCCAGGGGCCCAGGCUGAGCCGGAGCCCUGUGCCCCUGCCCCUGUGGCCCCACCGCCAGUCCUGGGCCCUGCCCACGUCCCCGACAUCCCCCGGUGCCGCUCCUCGGGCCGCGUAGUAUAUGACGCCCGAGACGUGCGGCGGCGGCUCCGGGAGCUGACCCGUGAGGUGGAGGCCCUGUCCCACUGCUACCCCCUGGGCUCCCCGUCCAGCAACGCCGUGGAGGGGACAAACAAGGGCUGGGUAUACCGUUCUGUGACAGAGGGGUGACUGGGACAAAAAUAAAAGGAAAAGAGGA
Mustela lutreola (European mink) is the source of this 1401-nucleotide messenger RNA. RefSeq names its product spermatid maturation 1 (gene SPEM1). The record is from RefSeq and is a predicted model, not a curated record. Gene Ontology annotation, biological process: flagellated sperm motility; sperm individualization. Gene Ontology annotation, cellular component: cytoplasm. Lineage: Eukaryota; Metazoa; Chordata; Mammalia; Carnivora; Mustelidae. Bases 432 to 1373 code for a protein of 313 amino acids. The transcript is spliced from 3 exons.